AUGGCAAAUCAGACUCUGCAAGGCAAUAGCCAAUUCGCCCAUCCUUUGCAACAUUUGCAUCAGCAAGCAUCAGCUACCACUUUGUCCCAAACAGCAGCGCUCAACGGCCAAUCUACCUCUACGUCCUCGCAAACGAAUUCAUUACAAGAUAUACGACUAUAUCCGUCUAAUCCUCAAACAGGUGCCGAAAUGCGCUCACAGAUGCAAAGCCAGCCAGCAUCGGACCAGCAGCUCCAAGCGCAACCGCAGGAGACGUGCGGCAGGACUGCUACUGCCCAGUUCUUACAGAAUGUCAAUCUUGUCGCCGAAGCUGCGAAGCGGGCUCAGAUGGGCAUUCUAAUGCGCGAUUUUGAGGAAAUUUCUUUUGAUUAG
Nannizzia gypsea CBS 118893 is the source of this 372-nucleotide messenger RNA. RefSeq lists its product as hypothetical. The record is from RefSeq and is a predicted model, not a curated record. NCBI's taxonomy places the organism in Eukaryota, Fungi, Ascomycota, Eurotiomycetes, Onygenales, Arthrodermataceae. The transcript has a single exon. Bases 1 to 372 code for a protein of 123 amino acids.